AUGAAAUUGCGUAUAGCGUGUCUCCAGUUGAACCCCAAGCUUGGCGAGUUUGAAGAGAAUGCUAACCUUGCGUAUUCCUUGCUUCAGGAAACAUUCAAGGAGAAACAGGUCAAGAAGCCAAACAUUUUGAUCCUUCCCGAGUUAGCAUUGACUGGCUACAAUUUUCAAAGCCAGCAGCGGAUAGAGCCUUUUUUGGAGGAAACAACCAAGGGAGCUAGUACCCAAUGGGCUCAAAAAGUAUCCAAGACGUGGGAUUGCUUUACUUUAAUAGGAUACCCAGAAAAAAGUUUAGAGAGCCCUCCCCGUAUUUACAACAGUGCGGUACUUGUAUCGCCUCAGGGAAAAGUAAUGAACAACUACAGAAAGUCCUUCUUGUAUGAAGCUGAUGAACAUUGGGGAUGUUCGGAAUCUUCUGAUGGGUUUCAAACAGUAGAUUUAUUAAUUGAAGGAAAGACUGUAAAGACAUCAUUUGGAAUUUGCAUGGAUUUGAAUCCUUAUAAAUUUGAAGCUCCAUUCACAGACUUCGAGUUCAGUGGCCAUUGCUUGAAAACCGGUACAAGACUCAUUUUGUGCCCAAUGGCCUGGUUGUCCCCUCUAUCGCCUUCCAUUAAAAAGGAUCUUAGUGAUAUAGAGAAAAGCAGACUUCAAAAGUUCUACCUUGAAAAAAUAGAUACCCCGGAAUUUGACGUUAAUUACGAAUUGAAAAAAGAUGAAGUAUUGCCCACCCGUAUGAAUGAAACGUUGGAAACAAUUGACUUUGAGCCUUCAAAACCGGACUACUCUAAUAUAAAUUAUUGGAUACUAAGGUUUUUUCCCUUUCUGACUCAUGUCUAUAAACGAGAUGUGCUCAAAGAGAAUGCAGUUGCAGUCUUAUGCAACCGAGUUGGCAUUGAGAGUGAUGUCUUGUACGGAGGAUCAACCACGAUUCUAAACUUCAAUGGUAAGUUACCAUCGACACAAGAGGAGCUGGAGUUGUACGGGCAGACUAAUAGUCUCAACCCCAGUGUGGAAGUAUUGGGGGCCCUUGGCAUGGGUCAACAGGGAAUUCUAGUACGAGACAUUGAAUUAACAUAA
This is a messenger RNA of Komagataella phaffii GS115, 1074 nucleotides long. RefSeq lists its product as uncharacterized. The record is from RefSeq and is a predicted model, not a curated record. NCBI's taxonomy places the organism in Eukaryota, Fungi, Ascomycota, Pichiomycetes, Pichiales, Pichiaceae. Gene Ontology annotation, biological process: protein catabolic process. The transcript has a single exon. Gene Ontology annotation, molecular function: protein-N-terminal asparagine amidohydrolase activity; protein-N-terminal glutamine amidohydrolase activity. Bases 1 to 1074 code for a protein of 357 amino acids.